Tetrapisispora phaffii CBS 4417 is the source of this 1677-nucleotide messenger RNA. RefSeq names its product ribosome biosynthesis protein NOC4 (gene NOC4). Gene Ontology annotation, cellular component: small-subunit processome; nucleolus; Noc4p-Nop14p complex. The record is from RefSeq and is a predicted model, not a curated record. The transcript has a single exon. Gene Ontology annotation, biological process: ribosome biogenesis. Bases 1 to 1677 code for a protein of 558 amino acids. NCBI's taxonomy places the organism in Eukaryota, Fungi, Ascomycota, Saccharomycetes, Saccharomycetales, Saccharomycetaceae.
AUGAGUUUGACAUUUGAAGAAAUUAAGAGAGAUGCAAAGUCGAUUAUUUCAAUUGAUGAUAAAAAAAAUUACAAACUAAUAAUACCAUUAAUAAAUAACUUAACUAUCGAUGAGAAUGAUCUCAGUUCAGAUGAAUUUUGGGACGAGAAUGAACAGAGGCUAAGAUUCAUUGUCGUUUCUUUGUUUCAGGUUUUUAAGCAACUUUUUUCUCGAGAGGAUAUGACUAUAAGGUCUGCUAAGACUGACGAAACAAAACAAUUAAGAACUUGGUGUAGAAAGUUGUUCGAGAACUUCAAAGAUAAACUACUAGUUAUUUUAUCAAGUAUCCCGUUUGAAACUUCGAUAGCAUUAGACUCGUUAGAUGUUUACAUGCAAUGUAUAGAGUUGGAAGCAAUUUAUUUCUCCUCAAACGUUGAUGAUCCAUACUUCCCAACAAAAACAUAUCAAAAACUGCUAGUGGCUCUUUGGGAUUCCGACUUUGGUGAUGAAGAACUCAAAAAUGGUCAAUCUCAAAAUGCGACUUUGGUAGAAUUUAAAGAUAAUUAUUAUCAAAAAUUUGCUGAUGUUCAGUUCUACUUCAAUUCUGAAUUCAAUAAAUUAUUAACCGAUUCUAAUGAAGAUGAAAGAUAUACAAGUUCCAAUAGUAUUGGUAAAUGGUUGACCGUUGUUAACCAUGACGUUCAUUGUGAUUUACCUAAUAACGAUGAUCUAGAAGUUUAUGUCGCGAAUCCACCCAAACUUGUUGAAGAUGUCUCCAAAUUCAAAAGUAAUUUUGAAAAAAAUUGGUUAUAUAUAUUGAAUGGGUUCCUAUCUGUUGAUCAAUAUAAGACAAUUUUAUUAAUUUUACACAAAAGAAUAAUUCCACAUUUUCACACCCCAACAAAAUUGAUGGAUUUUUUAACUGACUCCUAUAAUGUGAAUUUUGGUAAGAAAGAAGCCAAUUCAGGUAUUAUUCCAAUCUUAUCAUUAAAUGGUUUAUUUGAAUUGAUGAGACGUUUCAAUUUAGAAUAUCCAAACUUCUAUUCCAAAUUAUAUCAAUGUUUGACUCCAGAUUUAAUGCAUGUCAAAUAUAGAUCUAGAUUUUUCAGGAUGUUAGAAUUAUUUUUAUCAUCUACUCAUAUAUCAAGUCAUUUAGUUGCAUCAUUCAUUAAGAAAUUGGCCAGAUUAACAUUGCAAGCUCCUCCAUCGGCAAUUGUUACAGUCAUUCCAUUUACCUAUAACUUACUUAAAAAACACCCUACAUGUAUGAUCAUGUUACAUAAUCCAGCAUUUAUAGACGAUCCAUUUGGUUCGGAUGAACAGAAAGCUGAAUUGAAGAGAUUGAAAUUAGCGUACAAUGAUCCAUACGAUCCUGAAGAAACAAACCCAGAAUUGACAAAUGCCAUUGGUUCUUCCUUAUGGGAAUUAUUGACAUUAGUUGAUCACUAUCAUACAAAUGUAGCAAGUUUAGCAAAAAUUUUCGCUCAACCAUUUAGAAAAUUAAAUUAUAAUAUGGAGGACUUCUUAGAUUGGGGUUACGACUCUUUACUAAAGGCAGAAGUUGAUAGAAAGUUAAAAGUUUCACCAUCAUUAGAAUAUGAUACUUUUGAUGACAUAUUUGCUAAUGAUACUUCAAGAACAGAGAAAGGCGACGUUCUUGGCUCUGACUCUAUUUUUAUAGAAGGUGUCGAUUGGUAG